This is a messenger RNA of Pelagomonas calceolata, 1583 nucleotides long. NCBI's taxonomy places the organism in Eukaryota, Pelagophyceae, Pelagomonadales, Pelagomonadaceae. The record is from the annotation of a GenBank genome assembly.
UGCUUGCCUGGCUCCAGUAAUUAUUGGGGGGCCACAAAUCGGAGUGAGAUCAACACGCUGCCCCCCCUAACCCGGGCGGAACCGUACCAAGGAGCUGCCCCGGCCCGGGCGGGAGGCGACCGCGCAUUGGGGACAGGAUGCGGCUCUGGGUGCUGGCCGCCCUCGUCGGCGGCGCGGCCCCGCGGGACCGCGAAGGGGCCCGCCCCGCCGGCGCGCGCCGUCGGCGGCUGAGCGACUCCGCCACCUUCAAGCUGCUCGCGACGCGGACGGCCUCGGACGCCGCGCCCCUGCGCAACUACGGCUUCGCGGUGGGCGUCGACGGCGACACCAUCGUGAGCGGGGCGCCCGGCUGCGACCCCGCGCUGCCUGGACAGGAAUCUUGCCCCAUAAUUAUUGGCUCGGUCUACGUCCUCCGAGCGAGCGACGGCGAAGAGCUGUUCAAGCUGACGGCCGCCGACGGCGCGGCGGGCAACUUCUUCGGCGAAUCCCUGGCUAUCGACGGAGACACCGUCGUGGUCGGGGCCCGAGGCGACAACAACGUAACGGGGGCGGUCUACGUCUUCCGCGCGAGCGACGGCGCACAGCUGGCCAAGCUGACGGCCUCCGACGGCGCUGCGGGCGACCACUUCGGCCACUCCGUGGCGAUCGACGGAGACACCGUCGUGGUCGGGGCCAGAGGCGCCAACACCCAAACCGGGGCGGCCUACGUCUUCCGCACGACCGACGGCUGGGACACGUUCGCCGAGGUGGACAAGUUGACGGCCUCCGAUGGCUCUUAUGAGGACCUCUUCGGCCAAUCCGUGGCCAUCAGCGGCGCCACCGUCGUAGUCGGGGCCAGCCAAAGUCGGAAAAUCCCGGAGGGGUAUUGCCCCUCCCUCGACUGCUCGGGCGCGGCCUACCUCUUCCGCACGAGCGACGACGGCGCCACGUACGGUCAGAUGGCCAAGUUGACGGCCACAGACGCCGAGGGGGGCGACAGCUUUGGCUGGUCCGUGGCCUUCGACAGCGGCACCGUCGUGGUCGGGGCCCACAGCGACAACGACGCCUGCACCGACAAUCCCCUCUGCAACUCGGGCUCGGCCUACGUCUACUCACUGAGCGAUGCUGGCCUCGUGUACACCAAGCUGACGGCCCCCGACGCCGCGGCGGACGACUACUUCGGCGUCUCCGUGGCCAUCGACGGUGAAACUAUCGUGGUCGGAGCCUACGCCAAGAACUUCGGCACGGGCGCGGCCUACGUCUACCGCACGAGCGACGACGGCGCCACUCACGAUCAUUUUGCCAAGCUGACAUCACCUGGAGCGAUGGGCGACGCCUUCGGCAUCUCCGUGGCAGUCGACGGCACCUCCGUCGUGGUCGGGGCCGGCCAAUGGCUCAACCUCGGAUCGGGCUCGGCCUACGUCUACGAGGAGAAUCCUCAGAAGACUGCGUCUUCGAGUCAGUCGGCCUACAAUUUAACCUCGGACGCGGCGCGAUCGCUCCCCGCCGCCGCGACCCUCCUCGCCGCCGGCGCAGCUCUCGCUUUCUAGGCGGCACGUGGACCCCCAUAUCGCCCCCGUAAAUUUUAAGAAUACCAACUCGAC